Anastrepha obliqua is the source of this 1914-nucleotide messenger RNA. RefSeq names its product ionotropic receptor 75a-like. Bases 1 to 1914 code for a protein of 637 amino acids. Gene Ontology annotation, molecular function: ligand-gated monoatomic ion channel activity. The record is from RefSeq and is a predicted model, not a curated record. The transcript is spliced from 7 exons. Gene Ontology annotation, cellular component: membrane. NCBI's taxonomy places the organism in Eukaryota, Metazoa, Arthropoda, Insecta, Diptera, Tephritidae.
AUGGAUAAGGCGCUUUUGAAUUUUAUUUUAUAUUAUUUUUUAAAAAUUAAUAUGAAGGUGUUAGUAGCGUUCAACUGCUGGGAUAUGGAAACACAAUUGGCUUUCUAUAAAAUGGCCGCUGAUAGGUCUUUUUAUAUAGAUUACAUUAAUAUUAAUGAUUCUAAGGCAAUUCAGGGCAUUGAGUAUCGACUAUGGGGUAAGCGGCCAACCAUGGGCAUUUUUCUGGAUUUAAAUUGCGAGAGCACUGAGGAACUCUUGGAUAUCGCAAGCAAACAGCGACUCUUCAACGAUCAUUUCUUCUGGCUGAUCUACGAUGGCAUGACCAACGUAACAUACUUUCGGGCACUCUUUAAACAACUAAAUCUCGCUGUUGAUGCCGAAGUAACAUAUGCUGUCUUGCAGAGCGUAGAAAGUGACUGGAAUAAUACAAAUUUAGCCGCCUACACGCUCUACGAUGUCUACAACAAUGGCUACAAUCAUGGCGGGAAACUAAAUAUGACGCUAGAUCGCGAGAUUUAUUGCACCGCGGCGCAGUGCACACUAAGUAAAUAUCUCUCAAAGCUGCAUUUACGCAGUAAAUAUGGCAAUAGAAAUCAGUUGCAUGAUGUCACAUUGCGCUUGACUGUGGUGGUCACCAAAGUACCUUUAACGGCUCCGCCUGAAGAAAUUUUCGCUUUCUUGCGUUCGGUUAGUGACACCAGUAAGGACUCAAUAGCACGUUUUGGUUUUCAGGCCGUGUCGAUUUUAAUACACUUCUUGGGUUGCAACGUAAACUACACUCUUGUGAAUCGCUGGACAAUCAACGAAACUCAUGGCGGCCUAAUCGGUGCUUUGGCUGUCCAAAGUGCUGAUCUCAUAUCCACACCGUUCAUUCCGACAGCACCGCGCAUGGAGUUCUUUACGAUCAUCGCUGAGACCUCUUCAUUUCGCUCGAUUUGCCUUUUUCGCACGCCUCGCAAUUCCGGUAUACAGGGUGAUGUAUUCUUGAAGCCCUUCAACACCACUGUCUGGCUGCUAUUUGGUUUGCUACUCUUUUUAACAGCUGCAGUGCUUUGGAGUAUUUUUAGGCUAGAACGAAAGCGCAUGCAUCAGCGUUAUGUCGAUUACAUGCCUUCGUUUUUAGCUACAUUCCUCAUCUCCUUUGGUUCGGCUUGUAGUCAGGGCAGCGAUUUGGUGCCGGGCUCCAUCGGUGGAAGGAUGGUCUUCUUUACACUGUAUUUACUAACUUUUCUAAUGUACAACUAUUACACAUCUAUUGUGGUUUCAUCGCUGCUUGGUUCGCCAGUGAAGUCUGAUAUCAAGACAAUGGGCCAGUUAGCCGAUAGUUCACUGGAAGUGGGACUGGAGCCGUUACCGUUCACCUUGACUUAUCUGAAUAAUUCUCUGUUGCCGGAAGUACGCCGCUUCAAACACAAAAUUGACUCCACACCCAAUCCACAAGCCAUUUGGAUGCCCUUGAAGAAAGGUAUACUGCGUGUACGCGAUGAACCUGGUUUUGUGUUUGGUUUUGAGGCCUCCACUGGCUUUCUGCUGGUCAAACGUUACUAUAAACCAUAUGAAAUCUGCGAUUUGAAUGAAAUCCUAUUUCGUCCCGAGAAAAGUUUAUUUAGUUCGAUACAUAAGAACUCUAGCUACAAAGAGAUCGCCAAGCAAAGAGUUUACCGCAUUUUGGAGACUGGCGUUUCUUUGAAGUUGCAUCGCUAUUGGGUACAAACCACUUUGGAGUGUUUUGAUAGCAAUUUCAUAGUUGAAGUUGGCAUGGAAUAUAUGGCGCCACUUUUCUUUCUGUUGGUGUGUACGUACCUAUUGGUGCUCACCGUAUUGCUGUUGGAGAUUUUGCAUAAGAAGUAUUGGAUUGAUAAGAAAAUGAGAUUGGAGAGUAUUCUGUUUGGCGUCAAUUGGCAUAACGAGUGA